Messenger RNA from Drosophila eugracilis, 1337 nucleotides. RefSeq lists its product as uncharacterized. Bases 50 to 1153 code for a protein of 367 amino acids. NCBI's taxonomy places the organism in Eukaryota, Metazoa, Arthropoda, Insecta, Diptera, Drosophilidae. The record is from RefSeq and is a predicted model, not a curated record. The transcript has 2 exons.
UGCUGCACUCUCAUUCGUGACGAAAGGAUGUACGGCCGGUUGUAGUCGAAUGAAUCCGUGUACAUCAACAUCGCCGCCGCAGAUGCCACGUGGCUGUGGAUCCGUGGAAAACUCCACAUUGGAAACGCACGGUCUGCAGCUACUAGAAAUGAAUGGAAAGGAGGACUAUGAGGAGCUGCGAGAACUUUUGCAGUCGUGGGAUGUUGCCGAUCUGCUGCCUCACCUGCAAGAUGAAGCCAUCAAUGUAGACGAGCUGCAAAUGAUAAAACGUCAUCAUCUGUCCGAGUUAUUGCGAAACUUUCGCUUUGGCACCCGCAUUCGCUUCGAGCAUCACUUGGAGCGAUGGCGCCGCUGGUUGAACGUACCGCUUCAGGGUGUCCAGGGUCAGGGCCCGAGCCACUGCACCGGUUGCCGCUGUCCAGAGAUGCAGGCCCAGUCCCAUUGCCCGGGUCAGACGCCUCUGCUUAUGGAUCAAGCAUUAGAGCAGGAAGGCACACCGAGUUCCGAAGAUCUGCCCAAGCCCAUACCAGCGGAAGUAGUCCUCAAUGAGACUAGGGAAGAUCGUGUUCCCUUUCAAUUGCCCAUGGCCCAACCGCCUGUGCAGAUGGCUAACGAAAUGAUGGUUAAGCAGGAGAUUCCGAUGCAGGUACCGAAACCAAUAAAUGGUUCAUCAGGGCCUGAUUCUUCAGGUGGAACCUCUGUCGGCAAGGACGAUCUAAAUACAUCUUCUGACCAGGAAGUAAGCAUUUUGGGCAUUCUGCGGGCCUCGGGCACGAAAUCCCAAAAUCUGCUAGAACGUAUUGGACAAAAUGAACCUCUGGAAGCAGUGCAACGCUUGCUGCUCAUCCAAUUGGUGUGCAGCUACUACGAGGAAAACCAAUUGCAUCUGACUUUGCAGAGGAGUCAUCUCUUAGAACGCGAGAUCCUGCAACUCUAUCCGCAGGAGCAGCUGAGUUACUAUCGUACCGAGAGGAGGGGCAAGAUUUAUGUGAGAUUCACCAAUAUGAAGAGAAGCAAGAGGCUAAGUUCAUCGCGGCAGGAGCUAAAGCGACGUCGUUCCGAGCUCGCAAGAACUCUGCCACCGGCUCAAGAAGCUAGUGCUAAUGUGACCUUCGCCGCGACCCCAAUCUCAAGCCCGGACCGCUCCGAUUAACCUAGUUUAUAAGCAGUAAAGCAGCUAAACCCAAAAUCCUAGCGUGAUGCUAAUUUUAAGUAUAACUAUCUAUCGCGGUGUGAAAUAUUUUUAUGUUUUCCUUUAACUGAGAAUGUAUAGAGUAUUUAGCGGGUCGACGCGAUCCGCCGACUGACGAGACUAAAUCGAAACUGAUUUUUGGUUA